Chlamydomonas reinhardtii is the source of this 1274-nucleotide messenger RNA. RefSeq lists its product as uncharacterized. Gene Ontology annotation, molecular function: cholestenol delta-isomerase activity; C-8 sterol isomerase activity; steroid Delta-isomerase activity. Gene Ontology annotation, cellular component: membrane; endoplasmic reticulum. The record is from RefSeq and is a predicted model, not a curated record. The transcript has 6 exons. NCBI's taxonomy places the organism in Eukaryota, Viridiplantae, Chlorophyta, Chlorophyceae, Chlamydomonadales, Chlamydomonadaceae. Gene Ontology annotation, biological process: sterol biosynthetic process. Bases 59 to 715 code for a protein of 218 amino acids.
GUCCACCCCUGGGGUUCGUCUCUGAAUUUCCUGUUGCAAUUCUGUGUACACCACAAAGAUGGCUAAGCAUCCAUACUUUCCCCUUGACCUGGAGCUGCCGGGCUUCGUGCCCAACAUCAUCCCCUAUGAAACCAUCCUCACUGUCUUCUUUGGCAGCUCGGCCCUGGUGGUCAUCUUCAUGUUUUUGCUUACAGGCCGCUUCAAGUACCUGAGCUCCGUGGAGCGUCUGUGGGCUGGCUGGUGGAUGGUGACGGGCAUCAUUCACUUCGUCAUUGAAGGGACCGUCGUGGCCAACGCCAACUUCUACAAGGAUACCACCGGAAACAUUCUCAAUGAGAUCUGGAAGGAGUACGCCAAGGCGGACUCGCGCUACGCCACGCGCGACGCCUUCAUUGUGCAGAUGGAGGGCGUGACCGCCUUCAUCUGGGGCCCCAUCUGCUUCGCCAUUGUGUACGGCAUCCUGCACCGCAAGGCCUGGCGCUUCACGGCCAUGCUGCUGGUGUCGCUGGGGCAGCUAUAUGGCGACGUGCUGUACUACCUCACCUGCUUUCACAUCGGCGUGGAGAAGCACACGCGCCCCGAGCCCCUCUACUUCUGGGGCUAUUUUGUGGGCGCCAACGCGAUCUGGAUCGUUGUGCCCGUCACCUGCAUCAUCUACUGCGCCCGCCAUGUCAACUCCGCAGUAGCUGCCACCGGGAAAGUUAAGUCCCACUAAGCACAAGCUGCAAGGAAGACCCCAUAUAGGGCCGCUAGCUGGCCGCGUCGCGCGAGCGCAGUACUGGGCAACGAGCGAGUGGAUGGUGGAUUCAACGAUUCAUUUCAGCCGCGGGACUUUCUAGGACUGAAGAAGUUUACGGCAAACGCUGUGGCCGGCGUGACUGGUAUGUUAUGUAGGCACCCGGGGAAUGUGCAAGCGGAACGCACAGCGGGUCCUGUGAGCUGCGGUCAGUCAGCGUGGGAGCGACGGUCCGGUAAGGCGCGUAGAAGAAGGCCUCUGACCAGGGGAGGCCCUCCUCCCCUGCCUCUGACCCCGUCUGACCGGGCGCAAGCUGCGAAGAUUUUGUGGGGUUGUACUGUCUGCCGAAGCUGUGUACUUACGUGGCUUAGUUUUUCAAGUGAUGAGCGCGGUGGGUUGGAGUGAGUUUGUCCGAUACCAAUGAAGUGGGCUUCGGCACACCCCCGUGGGCUUCGGCACGCCCCCUCGCAUUGUGUAUCCGAUCUCGCGCCCUGUGUUUUCCUUGGCCAACUCGUUGUCCAUGUAAUUUUGUACCUUC